Epinephelus fuscoguttatus (brown-marbled grouper) is the source of this 4158-nucleotide messenger RNA. RefSeq names its product SWI/SNF related, matrix associated, actin dependent regulator of chromatin, subfamily c, member 1a (gene smarcc1a). Gene Ontology annotation, molecular function: nucleosomal DNA binding; histone binding. Gene Ontology annotation, biological process: positive regulation of DNA-templated transcription. The transcript is spliced from 29 exons. Gene Ontology annotation, cellular component: npBAF complex; SWI/SNF complex; nBAF complex. The coding region runs from base 56 to 3493 and encodes 1145 amino acids. NCBI's taxonomy places the organism in Eukaryota, Metazoa, Chordata, Actinopteri, Perciformes, Serranidae. The record is from RefSeq and is a predicted model, not a curated record.
GCAAUAUCAUUGGAAAACUUGCACGGUGAAAGAAAGACAACGAACAAAACACACAAUGGCGACGGCGGCGACAACGGCAGGCGGAACGGGAUCGGGCGGACCGGCCACCGGCCCGGUAAGCAGCGGGACCGCAGUGGGACGGAAGAAAGACGGCGGUCCGUCCACGAAGUUCUGGGAAAGUUCAGAAACGAUAUCUCAGCUGGAGACGGUGCGGCAGUGGAUCGGAAAGCACUACAAGAAGUACGUCCAGAACGACUCCCCCUCCAGUAAGUCUCUGGCGGGUCUGGUGGUCCAGCUGCUGCAGUUCCAGGAGGACGCGUUUGGACGUAGAGUCAAUAAUCCAGCUCUGACCAAACUUCCUGCAAAGUGUUUCCUGGACUUUAAAGCGGGUGGAGCUCUUUGUCACAUCCUGGGGUCAGUCUAUAAGUUUAAGAGCGAGCAGGGCUGGCGAAGAUUUGACCUGCAGAAUCCAUCCCGCAUGGACAGGAACGUGGAAAUGUUCUUGAACGUGGAGAAGAACUUGGUCCAGAACAACUGUCUGACUCGACCCACAGUGUUUCUGUCGCCUGAAAUGGAGCAGAAACAAACCAGUAAGCUCAAAGACAUCAUCAAGAGGCACCAGGGUUCCAUCACUGAUGACAAGUCCAAAGCCACCCACCACAUUUAUCCGUCUCCACCCCAACAGGAAGAAGACGAGUGGCUUCGUCCAGUCAUGAGGAAAGACAAACAGGUGUUGGUGCACUGGGGUUUGUCUCCAGACAGCUAUGAUACCUGGGUGUCAGCCAGUGAGGUGGAUGGUGAUGUGGAGGAGCCACCAAGCACUGACAGACCAUGGAAGGUUCACGCCAGGUGGGUUUUAGACACUGACGCUUUCAAUGAGUGGAUGAACGAAGAAGACUACGAGGUGGACGAGAAUAAGAAGCCCGUCAGCGUCCGCCAGAGGAUUUUUCCCAAAGAAGAGGAGUCUUCCCGUACACCCGAUCGCAAGGAGCGCAAGGCCAACUCUGCGGGGAAGAAGAGGAGGCGCUCACCCUCACCGCCCAGCACUCCUGCUGAGUCCCGCAAGAAGGGAGGAAAGAAGGGGAACCCGGGGCCUCACUGGAAGCGUCGGGGCCACAGAGGCGAAGAGGAGGACACGGAGGAGGACAUGACCAAGGACAUGGAUGACUCUUCAGCUGGUGCCAGCAUUGAAGAAGGCAGCAUGUCUAAGAAUGCAACUUCAAAGAAAGACAGUGAGAACACUCCAGUGAAGGGAGGGAAUGUGGCUGACCUGGAUGACAUGGAGGAUGACUCUGUGGUGUCCGGUGGAAAGGACGAGGAGGAACAGGGCAAAGCUGAAAUCAACCGACUGAUGGACGCUGGCGAGGACAAUGUGACUGAGCAGACUCACCACAUCAUAAUCCCCAGCUACAGCGCCUGGUUUGACUACAACUGCAUCCAUGAGAUCGAAAGAAGAGCUCUGCCAGAGUUUUUCAAUGGAAAGAACAAAUCCAAGACUCCAGAGAUAUACCUGGCUUACCGUAACUUCAUGAUCGACACAUAUCGCCUGAACCCUCAGGAGUACCUCACCUCCACCUCCUGUCGCAGGAACUUGACUGGGGACGUCUGCGCCAUCAUGAGAGUUCACGCGUUUUUGGAGCAGUGGGGUUUGGUGAACUACCAGGUGGACUCUGAGAGCCGCCCAUUACCCAUGGGACCUCCACCCACUCCUCACUUCACCGUGCUGGCGGACACACCAUCUGGUCUCAUGCCCCUGAACCACAGACCCCCACCGAUUCCUCCUCAGCAGCCGAUGCCCAACUUUGCAGACAAAGGCAAAGACAAGGCCAUCGACCUGCAGAACUUUGGCCUUCGCACCGACCUCUACAACAAGAAAAAUCUGAAGGGUAAAACAGGUAACUCCACCAGGGAUUGGACGGAGCAGGAGACUCUGCUGCUGCUGGAGGCCCUGGAGAUGUUUAAAGACGAUUGGAACAAAGUGUCUGAGCACAUCGGUUCACGCACCCAGGACGAGUGUAUCCUGCACUUCCUGCGGCUGCCCAUUGAGGACCCAUACAUAGAGAGCACUGAGGCGGCCCUGGGCCCUCUGGCCUACCAGCCCAUACCCUUCAGCCAGUCUGGAAACCCAGUCAUGAGCACUGUCGCCUUCCUGGCCUCUGUGGUUGACCCCAGGGUGGCAUCUGCUGCCGCCAGAGCAGCUCUAGAGGAGUUCUCCCGAGUACGUGAGGAGGUGCCAGCUGAGUUGGUGGAGGCUCACGUGAAGAAAGUGCAGGAGGCGGCCAGGAGCACAGGGAAGGUGGACCCCGCCUUCGGCCUGGAGAGCAGUGGCAUUGCAGGCACCGCCCCAGACGAACCAGAAAAGACUGAAACCAGUGAGACAGAGAAGUUGGAGACGGACUCAGACUCCCAGCAGGCCGAUAAGGCGGAGUUGAAGGACGAGGCGGAGAAGCCCAGUGAGUCUGCAGAGAAGAGCGACAAGAUGGAGUCCACAGACAAGGUGAAGAAGGAAGGGGCGGAGGCGUCGGAACGUGAGGAGGAGAGUGAAGACGGAGGGGAGUCUAAGACGUCUUCAGCAGACAAAGACAAGGAGGAAGCGAUGGAGACGUCGUCCUCGGAGCAGGAGAAGGAGAAAGAGGACAAGGCAGCUACAGAGGAGGGAGAUGACAAGAGGAAGAAACUGGAGCAUGACAUUGGAGAAGGAAACAUUGCUACUGCAGCAGCUGCUGCGCUGGCAUCUGCCGCCACCAAGGCCAAGCACCUGGCGGCGGUGGAGGAGAGGAAGAUCAAGUCGUUGGUGGCUCUGCUGGUGGAGACCCAGAUGAAGAAGUUGGAGAUCAAGCUGCGACACUUCGAGGAGCUGGAGACGAUCAUGGACCGAGAGAAAGAGGCUUUGGAGCUUCAGCGGCAGCAGCUGCUGACCGAGCGCCAGGCGUUCCACAUGGAGCAGCUCAAAUACGCCGAGAUGAAGGCAAGGCAGCAGAUGGAGCAGCAAGCCGCCGCUGCCGCCGCCGCUGCUGCAGCCGCUGCCCAGGCUCAAGGACAGGGACAGGCUCCUGGAUCUGGACCCCACUCUGGGCCCCCUCCAUCAGGCAUGCACCCUGGAGGGCCCCAACCACAUCAUGGAGCACCACUGCCCCACCAUGGAGGGCCUCCACCCGGUGCCGCCAUGCAUCCCGGAUACCCCCCCAUGGGUCACCACCCCAUGGCCCCCCACCACCCAGGACAGACAGGACCGAUGGGACCGGGUCAGCCGAUGCCGGGACGGAUGAUGGCUGGGCCGCCCUCCGCUGGCCCCCCUCCUGGCGGCAUGCCACCCAUGAUGCCCCCACGCCACCCUGGAGCUCCUAACGGCAUGUUCCACAACCAAUCAGCAGCUGAGCUCAGAUGUCCAUUCAACAAAGACCCCGGACCGCCACCUGCACAGCCCGACGCUGUACCUCCUGUUCCUGUUGGUCCUCCGGUGCCAGCGAGUGGACGAGGGGCCGACAACUGAAACACACACACACACACACACACACACACACACACUAAACUAAUUCUGUCUCUCUGAUGGCCUCCGCUCCAUUUGUUUCCUUCAUCAUCAUCUUCAUCACACACAAACACACACUCAGGGGUAACCCAGUACACACAUGCAGACUUCCUCUCAGGGCGCAGCGGCAACGGUCGUCACAGUGACUGAGGUCAUGUAUUAAUAAACACUGUCUGGUCACAAAGAAGCUGAGGAGAAAACGACUGGACUGUCUCAUCUUUUUCCUCUUUCCAAUGACACUGUAAGCCCCGCCCCCACGCCAACUCUCCAUAACGCAGACACACACACACACACACACACACACAGGUGAUGAUGUGAGCCCCGCCCCUCUUCUGUCUUGUCGAGUAUCUACCUCUCGCUCCUCUUAAAAUGAUACACUGUACUGUCUGUGUGUAUGUGUGUGUGUGUGUGUGUGUGUGUGUGAUGGCGUUCACUCGUCUGCUUCUGAUGUCAUCUUUGGUCAGGUGCAGACAGGUGAUAGAAGGUGGGUCGAUGUUAACACAGAUGGAAGGAUCUGAUUGGCUCUCGACUGUCAGCUGCGUCGUUUCCUGCUGAAGAUUCAAAUCUUUAAAAAAAAAAAAAAGUGUCAGAAAUACAGAGUUCGAUUUUUCCUCAACAGCUGUCGACUU